UUCUCAGGUGAAACCACUUACAUCCACCUGUUCACAUUCCUGAAACUGCUGAGUUGGGUGACACUGACCCCAUCCAUCUCCGCCUGUAUCCUGAGAAAGAACUCCUCACCUGGAGGAGAUACAUACCCGACCCCCCCUCUGGGCAAGACACCUACCUGACCCCCCCCCUGGGCAAGACAUCUACCUGACCCCCCCUGGGCAAGACAUCUACCUGACCCCCCCCUGGGCAAGACAUCUACCUGACCCCCCCUGGGCAAGACAUCUACCUGAUCCCCCCCCCCUGGGCAAGACAUCUACCUGACCCUCCCCUGGACAGGACAUCUACCUAGCUGCCCAAGACCUCUGGACUAGACAUCCACCUGUCCCCCAGACAUCUUCUGGCCUACCUGUCCCCCAGUAUUUACUUCUCUGUGCCUUUCUCACACCUGGAUCUUUUCUGAUACUCUUCCCUGAACCCCCACCGGUUGCCUGGACCCUCAUAAGACGAGGGGGGGUCUAAAUUUCAGCGAUGGGAACGUUUCUACGCCAAUUUCUCGUCCUCCUGGCAGCUCUGAAUUUUGCUUCUUCUCAAGUUCAGGACCGCAUUGUUGGAGGAACUGAUGGAAAUAUCGCUAAUUAUAACUGGCAAGUGAAUGUGAGGUACAUGGGCGCCCCGGCAUGUGGAGGCUCCAUAAUCUCGGCUCAGUGGAUUUUAACGGCGUGCCAUUGUUUCCCUACCGAGCACGCCAUUUCAGAUUAUGAUGUCAUCGCUGGAACCACCAACCUGGAUCCAACAGAUGCCGACACCCAGACUCUGAUGAUCGAAGCCGUGUACAAGAACCCAUUGUACAACGAAGACGCCUAUUCCGGAGACAUCGCCGUGGUCAAACUUAAACGCCCGCUGUCCUUGACAAGCCGCGUGGGCACCAUCAGCUUAUUGGCCGCCGGCGUCCAGGUCCCGGCCGGACUGAUUUGUUAUGUCACCGGAUGGGGCAACACCCAACAAGGAGUUUCUCUCCCUAACCCCAAGACCAUGCAAGUGGGCCGAGUGCAAGUCGUCAGUUCCAGGACCUGCCAAUGUCUGCACAGCAUUGACCUAGGCCCAAAGGAACCCGUGACAACCAUCCAAUCAGACAUGCUGUGUGCGGGGUACAAGGAGGGCACUACAGAUGCCUGCCAGGGUGACUCGGGUGGACCCCUCGCUUGCAAUAUUGGCAGUAAAUGGUACCAGGUUGGCGUGGUCAGCUGGGGAGACAAGUGCGCCGCAAAGAACCGACCCGGAGUCUAUAUAAAGCCCGACGCCUACAUUGACUGGAUUAAAGGUUAUGUUAGCGAUUGCAAAGUAGAGUCCAUCUCCAUAGACCAGGCUCCCAUCCCAGACAACGAGAACGGCUGCAAGUCAGCAGAUGGGAACGUUUACCCCUACCCCAACAAGGGGAGCGCUGUCCUGAUCACCUUCAUCACCCUCCCGCUGUACUGGCUGAGUGCCUAUCUGCUGACCAACUUGUAGGCCCAGGACUGACCCCCUCCCGACCAUUGCAAGAUUAAAUUCUACAUCUCUCCGAGAUCAAACUCCUCCUUGUGUCCAGUGCAGACCUCCUCCUGUAUAUGUACAAUAUCAUGCAGCGUCAUACUGUGCCCUUCCCACUUGGGGGCGCCAGCGCUCCUGUCUGCAUUUCUCAGAUGCUUCAACUCCAACUUUUUAGUAAAUUCGGCAAAACUGACUUUCAUUUGAAGUAAACGGAAAAAUGAAAUCUGUUGUUGGGAAGACGCCCGGGAACAGCUGAAUAAGAGAAAGAGACUAAUUAUUUGGCCAGUAUACUGGUUGGGACACGGAUACCAGUGCUGCAGGGGAACAUGGACUGACUGAAGGGGGCGCUAGUUGCACAUUAGCGAUUUGAGAUUCUUCUUCUUCUGUGAUCUUUUGGCUGUCACACAACAGCUGGCCUGAGAGGCUUCCUUUCACUAAACCCUGUUUAGUUUUGUUAAGCACCGUGUAUCAUAUAAAUUUGCCUCCCCCCCACCCACCUAUCUUUAGUGCCCUUGAUUUUCUCCCACCACUUCCUGUCUACAUGCAUGCGCGGUUGCAGCUUCCUGAUGACGGUGGAUUGCCCCCUGUGCAAUGUGCCAGCACGGCUGCUCGUCGUCUCCACCAGGGGAACAUGUAACGGGGUGACAACGCAGGAGCACAAUUGCCAGGCAGUUGUCACCCCGUAACAGGAAGUGCCUGUACAAGGGUCUGUGUGUCAGGAUCACCGGGAAUUGUAAUAAAAGCUGCAGAUUUAGAGUGAAAAUUAUUUUUGAAAUGACAGUAAUGUGCUUAUAUGAUUUUACCAAUUUCUGGAUUUAUGUCUACUUUAAUAUCUUUAAUUAAGUGUACAGUAUAUAUGAUGUGAAGUUCUGUUUUUACCUUUUUAAAGUUGAACGCCACAAUCAGCAACUAUUGUCUAAAUAUAAGAGUGUGUAUUCUUCCUGAA
Rana temporaria (common frog) is the source of this 2456-nucleotide messenger RNA. RefSeq names its product serine protease 8 (gene PRSS8). Gene Ontology annotation, molecular function: serine-type endopeptidase activity. Bases 509 to 1489 code for a protein of 326 amino acids. The record is from RefSeq and is a predicted model, not a curated record. Gene Ontology annotation, biological process: proteolysis. The transcript is spliced from 6 exons. Lineage: Eukaryota; Metazoa; Chordata; Amphibia; Anura; Ranidae.